Pipra filicauda (Wire-tailed manakin) is the source of this 5019-nucleotide messenger RNA. Its product is annotated as transcription initiation factor TFIID subunit 4-like. Lineage: Eukaryota; Metazoa; Chordata; Aves; Passeriformes; Pipridae. The record is from RefSeq and is a predicted model, not a curated record. Bases 2 to 1111 code for a protein of 369 amino acids. The transcript is spliced from 3 exons.
GAUGCCACGUGGGAGGCGGCGGAGCCGCCGCCGCCGCCGGGCCGGACCCGCGGCCCCGCUGACGCUCGGGACGGCGCUCGCCGGCCGCCGGGAGGAGGGGAGGUCGCGGAGCCCCCGGGACCGCACCGGCAUCGCCGAGACCCGAUGGGUGCUCGGCGCGGUGGCGCCCGGCUCGCGGCUCGGCCUCCCGGGCCUAGAGGCGCUGGCGGCGGCGGCCGGGCCUAGGGGCGGCUCCCCGCCCUGGGCGGCGCCCUCGCUGCUGCAGGUGCCGGCGGCGGCCCAGCCGGCCCCGCGGCGGGACGGCAGCGACCUGCCCGCGGGUGCGCCGGCCGCCCUGGCCGUGCUGCGCCUCCAGCCUGGCGCCGAGGGCUCGGCGCGGGUGGCGGCGGCGGGGGCCGCGCCGCGCCUGCGGACCGUCUACGUGAACCCGCGGUGGCUGGAGCGCCAGGCCGCGCUGGGGGCGGCGGCGGCGGCCGCCAGCCCCUGCGCCGAGGCGGCGGCGGCGGCAGCGGCGAGCGGCGCGGCCGCGGGCCCGGCCGCGGGCCCGGCCGGGGGCCCAGCGGCGGCGGCGGCGGCGGCGGGGCAGGGCGAGGCGGCGGCGGAGGCGCCGGCCACCCCCUACGUGGGGCUGCGGCGGCCGCUGGGCUACAAGCUGGCCAAGGCCACCAAGGAGCGGAUCUGGCGGGGGGAGUUCAUUGACCUCUUUUCCUUGCUCCACACAGAGCUGGCCCCCGAGCACGGUCCGCGCCCGGGGGACACGCUGGACCAGUGGGUCUCAGCCUUCCUGGUGUACGCCAGCGUGCUGUGCGAGAAGCACCCGGCGCGCUGCGGAGCCAUGUUCAAGUACCUGGACACCAUCCGCAAGCUGCACGCCACCUACGGGGGCACCUCCUGGAUGAACUACGACGAGGACUUUAGGCGGCGGGCGGCGAAGAACCCCUCUCUGCCCUGGGGUGACGUCGACCUGGACCUGUGGAUGAAGUGGAUGGCGCCGCUCAAGUCGCUUGUCCCCAGGCACUCGCGGGCUGAGGGCGAGACACAGCCCUCGCCGGCCCCGCCGCCCCCGCCGGCGCAGAGCCCCAAGCAGGAGGAGAAAAGCCAGACUCCAUGAAAACAGAAGGCCAGUUGGGAUGGCAGUCAGACUAAUUGGCUUCAGUCUUGAUGCCUUGUUCCGUGAAGCUGCUGCAAGAGAGAGUCGCUGAAGCUGAGAAACAAGCGAGGAGGGCUGGCUGAGGUGUUUCCUCACAGGUGUAAGAAAAGUGCAAUGAAUGCUACUCAGCUUUCCUAAGUCUGGGAAAUGUUUGUUAUAGCCUAGUUCAUAGCUCACAGUGGUAGAGGGCCAAAAAGGUAAACUUGCUUGUUGCUGUAGCUUAUGUUGCCUAGCAGUGUAUUACAGCAUGUUCUGUGUAUUGAAUGGCAUGGGCAUGGGAAGAUUUAGUUGUGGUAGGAGGUGAAAAUUACUUGACAGACAUGUCCUGGUAAGAUGGCUGACACUCUGGUUUAACCUGGCAAGCCACAGGGAAGUAAAAUAUGUCUUAAUUCUCUUUCAAAAUGCAGAAUUUACUUUCUUGAGAUGGGGGUGUUGCCUUGAGCAUGUGUGCCUGUUUGAUGUAGGGUGAUUAAAAAUAGUGAUGCAAAUGACAGGCCUGGUCAAGCAAGAACCUGAAAGCUUUGAAAUGUUAGCUCUAGAUAGCUUCACCUAUGAGUUUGUUCUGCUCAAAACUACUGGCAAUUAAAUUAACUGCUGUAUUCCUGUUUUAAUGCCUGUGAAGUUGCACCACAGGUUUACAGUGGCAUUACUGAUUAAUUACUUCAUGCCCAACAAUCAAAGGACCUAUUCUUCUGAUUUGUCAUCUCCUCCCCCCCUUCCCCAUCUGUGGGAGAAAUGCCACUGUGAAAAGGAGAGUAAUUUCAGGCAUCUUGGUGAAGGCUGGAGUUCCUUAGGAAGCUUCAGAGGGCCUUUUGCCUGAUCUUCCCCUCUCUGUUGCUGCACGCCUUGAAAACAGGGAGGCCCAGAGUCAAAGAAUCAGCAGUACCUGGGUGGGUCAGUGGAGUGAGCCCUUUGAGAUAGCUAAGGAUGGGAGAGUUGUCAAUAUUUAAUGACUUUCAGCUAUGAUGUCCAUUUUAAGUAUUUGAGGGAAGUAGGAAACACACCCACCCCACACACUAGUACUUACACAGGGCCUCCAGAAAAGGAGUGAAGUCUGGGGCUAGCUUUGAUUCCCUCUUUCCCUCCUUGCCUCUCUGCCAUGCCUGCUGUGGAGGCUUUGGCCGGAGGAAAGAGUCAAUUCAUCACCCCUGUUCCCCGUCACACCUGGGCUGUGGAGUUCAAAGUGGUUCUGGAACAGUUGGUGCUGCUCGGAGAGAGGUGGGGUGAACUGCAGCUGAGGGCUGGUGGGAACAAUAGUGAAAAUUAAGUUAUGCUGUGCCAAGGCUGCACCACAAUUGCCUGAGCUCAUCUUACUCCAGGAGCUGAUGUUAGAAGCAGGAAUUUAGUUGAUGUCUACAAAAGCUGAGUUUUUCAAAUUUGUAAGCAUUGGAAAUUGUAACUACAGAGCUACAGGAGGCUGGAGAAAACAUAGUCAACAGUAAACUAUGGGAAAUACUCUUUACUUGGAAGCCUUUUUCAAGCAGUAAGGAAAUAGCAAAAUCUGCCAGACUGUUGUUUGUCAUGCUUUUUUGAGUAAAGGACAGUCAAUACAGAGAGAUACAUCAGAAAUUAUUGAGAUGCAUUGUACAGCUCAAAUUGUUGAGAUGCAUUGUACAGCUCAAAUUGUUGAGUGUGGCAUAUGAUUAUUUCUUCCUUGUGUUAUUUCUUAUUGCAGUUUCUACUUCAGUCUUUGUCCUAGAAUAACUCUUUUGUUUCUUUCUUUUUUUUUUUUUUUUGACUAGGAGUUCCCAGGGGCAGUCAGUGGCAAUGCCCUGAGUAGAAAUAUUUUAGAGCCCUCCAAGAUACACUCAUGGUUUAUCUUCCAUGUGUGCUCCUUUGCUUUCAUGUAUGCUGGAUUUUACCUCCUGUUGUUCUGUGUAGUUCAAUGGUUUCCCAGGGCCCUUGGCAAUUUCUCAGCGUUUCCUUAAAGAUGACUAUUCAGCCUGCAUAAUUUCCAAACAUCACAGUAUUCCUUUUAAUUUCUUCUGAGUGGAGGUGCUUUCAACAUCUCUAAAUACCUCUGCUAGGUAGUGGGUAAGAGAAGCUUAACUUCUAUGUCCUCGUGUUUAUUUUGUCUCUGUCGUGCCUCGUCCUCUGAGACACUGUGCUGUUCUUUACAGUUCAAGCUUCUAUGUCUCAUGUUUCUAAAACAAAGCUUAGUCACCUGACCUUGGAUGCAGCGUUAUGCCCAAAAAAAUCUCUCAAUCCAUUUUGUUCAAAGUGAAGCUGCUCCUAUGCCAAUUGUAUAAAAAUUAUUCCAAUUGUUCUCAACAGAUGUGUCUCUUACAUUCAACGUCACACCUUGUACAUUUAUUUAUAAAAGUAUUUCCAAUUAAGUGUUUUCAUUGUUGAAGAUGUUAUUUUAAGAAGUUUCACCAUCAGAAAAGUUGUUUCUUCCAGUAAACAGCAAUUUCUAUAAAACAGGAAAGGUCGUGAAAACCCAUCUCAAUUAUUCUAAGAUGUUUUGCUCCUUUUUACUCCAUGAAAGGAAAAUUGAUUAAUCUAGGAAUUUGCACAGAAAUUUCUCUCACUACUGCAAAGCCCUGGAAGGUCAUUAGAAUUGUCUUGUCAUGCAACUUGUUACUGCAUAAAGGUGCGUGUGCUAACAAAUGAGUCUUGGCUUUUACAUUAAUUAAGAUGGCUUGCAUCACAAGUAGGAUGUUUCAAAACAUUUUUAAAUCAGAAAUUUUAAAUAAUUUGUCUUUUUUUUUUUUUUCUUACUUAGAGGAUAACCAAAUUGAUAUGAACCAAUUUCUGGAACUAUAUUUGUAGCUCUAUCUUUAGUUUCUAUUUUGUUGUCCAGCUUGGAGCCAGACUUUUUUUUUGUUAACUUCGAUUUUUUCCUGAUACAAUGGAAAACGGGCUCUGUUUUAUUAUUCCAAACAUUUUGCAAAAUCUCCUUUCAGAGUAGACUUUUCUAAAUUAACCAGUGCAGUUAUUUUCUACUUCUUACAAAACCACAGCUGAAAGGAGCAAUUAAAACACUUGAUUGCUGCUUUAAGCCUGGAAUUUAAUCUGUAUUUAACACAAGUAAGCUCUCAUUUCAAGAUUUGAUGCAGCCAAUGUUAAUUGUACUUUUGGGUGUGUGCAGACUGUAGGAUCUGGUGCUUGGGGAUUUAGAAAUCACAGGCUCUCGUACAAGUGAUUCCAGAUGGGUGGAUUUUUCCUUCGGACACUUCUGGCUCUUCCCAAGACAUAACUUGUACCAACCAGUUCACACUUGCAACAUGAUGCCUCUCAAGAGGCAUUUGGUGUCGCUAGGCUGUAUCCUGCACCAAAUUUCUCUCAUCCAGACUUGCCAGCAGAAUAAUACUUACCAAUACAAAAAGAAACACGUGAAAAAUCCCUGGAGGUGACUCCCUGCAUACUCCCUGCAGUUUCAUUGUCAUUAUAGGAGCAGGGAGGUGCUUGGUUCAGAGACAGCUGAGCUGAUCCUGGUGUUAGGUACCGCAGAGCUGUGGCAGCAUCCUGGUGAUGUAGGUCUGGCAAGUCCGAGUCCUUGCUUGCUAUAAACAGUGUCCCCAGCAAGACAAAAACACGAAGGAGGUGAACUGGUGCUCAUCUGUCGCUUUUAGACAAGACUCUGUAAGGUGAACUACAGAGCCAGGAUUUACUCCCAAAGCAGUUUAAGCAUAGGACAGCACUGGGUCCGAGUCACACCAGUCCCAACCACGGCAAUGAUUAAACCUGCAUCUGACUAAGUUUAGCGCUGUCAGUACAGAAGGCCAAAGCAUUAUGCCUGCCUACCUUUACUCCCUUUGUCCCUAAAAUAUAAAGCUAAGUUUACAUAAAUAUGUAAAAUAUAUAAAUGUAAAGCUGAUUUCAUCCACAAAUGUUAAAUAAAUGUCAAUGGUCUAAACAUAAAUAAA